AUGUUGACAUCACCGACGUUAGAAAGAAUGAACCCAUAUGCAGAAGAAAUAGUUGGGAAUUACAAAUGCAGAUUUAGAAGGGGAAAAUCCACAACGGACCAUAUCUUCGCACUAGGACAAAUAAUGUCAAAAUACUACGAAUUCAGAAAGUACCUACAUCUAGUCUUUGUAGAUAACAAGCAGGCGUAUGAUAGUGUAGACAGAGAGGAGCUUUAGAAGCCACCGGUAAUUUUAGAAAUGCCUAAAAAAUAUGUGUACUUGAUAAAAACACGUUACGAAAAACAUUACGUAGAGUGCGGUUUUUGCGAGGCAUCUUAGAUCCUUUUGAGGUUAAAUCUGGCCUGAAACAAGGAGACAAGGAGACGCUUUUUGACCAGCACUAUUUUACUUACGAAAAAAUAAUAAAAGGCACAAACGAAGACCGAAUGAUAGAGAUAAGCAAUGAUCAGGUUUUGUUAGCGUAUGCAGAUGAUAUUGUGGUAAUGGGUGAAACCAAAGAGGAAGAUUCAUUAACACAACAUCCAAUCACAAAAAUGCAAGUAAAGGAAUGGGGGACGAAGCGAAAACUAUAA
Cinara cedri is the source of this 572-nucleotide messenger RNA. NCBI's taxonomy places the organism in Eukaryota, Metazoa, Arthropoda, Insecta, Hemiptera, Aphididae. The record is from the annotation of a GenBank genome assembly.